CUUCCUUCUCCUUCAACUACUUUCCUCUUCUCUCCCAAUCCUCGUCGAUUGUUCUCCUAGGCCUGUCGGUCGAUCUGUUUCAUCAUGUCGACGCUGGCGGAGAAGCUUGAGAAGAUCAAGUCCCCCAAACUGCAGAAUCAGCACCAUACGGCGGUGGUGCUCUCUGCAGUGGAGGACACGCUUCGCGAUCAAAAAGCCGAUUUUUCUGCGACCGCAUACUUCGCAGCCUUACUCGCCCUGCUCUCCCAGUCGCUUUCCGCUGAGCAGGGCAUCGUCAGCAAGGACCUGGCCACCUCCGUGGUCUACCUGCUCGACAUCGUCACCGCUUAUGUCCCCGCUCCCAUCCUCCGCUCCAAAUUCUCGCAGAUCCUCACCAGUCUCGCGCCCGCGCUUUCCCUGCCCGAGGUUGACGCUCCGCUCCUGCGACCUUCCAUCGGCUGUCUCGAAUCGCUGCUCAUCGCCCAAGAUGCCGCUGCGUGGAAUCUGCCGCACACCCAGAUCGGUCCCCGGCGGGCCAUCGCGGGCCUGCUCAGUUUGGCCGUCGACCACCGGCCCAAGGUGCGCAAGAGGGCGCAGGAUUCCCUGAUCGCGGUGCUCCGGGCCCCGCCCCCGAGCCCGUCGCUCGAUCACCCCGCUGCCGAUAUGUGCGCAGAGACCGGCCUGCGCACGCUGGGCGAUAGCAUCGCUGCGGCGGCGAAGCAAAAGCGAGGUCGCCACGACCAGCAAGGCCGAGAGAAUCACGAUCCUCUGGUCAUCCACUCUCUGCAGCUAGUGAAGACGGUCGCGACCGCAUCGGGAGGCUGGCCCAGCAAGAAGAUCGAGCCCUUGUGCGAGCUACUGAUGAACGCUUCCCGGUCCACCAACGAGUAUAUCACGAUGGGUGCCUUUGAGGUCUUCGAGGUGAUCUUUUCCAGCAUGGCCAACGAGUUCUCCUCGUCGAAACUCCCCCGUCUGUUGGACGCGAUCUCGGAAUUGAAGCCCGCGCAGAACGAUUCGCAGCUCUUGCCGCCGUGGAUUGCUGUCUUGUCCCGCGGAUACGAUGUCUCCGCUCAGGUUGCCCCCGAGGAUACUUUCGAGAAGCUCCCGGCUCUGUUCGACCUGAUUUCGGGUUAUCUGACUUCGCCGUCGAGCAACAUCCGCGUGUCGGCGUCGGAAUGCCUGGUCUCGUUCCUGGCCAACUGCAUCCCGAACAGCGUGAUCAUCGAGCCGUCGAUCUACGACGAGAAGACCCUGGAGAAGCUGGCCAAGGCCGCGACGGGUCUCCUGUCGGUGAAGUACCAGACCGCAUGGAUGGAAGUGUUCAAUGUCUGCUCGGCCGCGUUCGACUGCUUCAAGUGGCGGGCGAGCCCCUUCCUGGAGGACAUUGUCCGGAUUGUGGGAGAACUCCGCACUAACGAGUCGUUCCACGGGAAGAAGGAGGCCGACCAGGUUCUCGGCAGUGCGGUUGAGGCUAUGGGUCCGGCGGCGGUUCUGGAAAUCCUGCCUCUGAACAUCAUCGAUCAGAAGGCCGGCCAGCCUGGCCGCGUGUGGUUCCUCCCCAUUCUUCGGGACCAUGUCACCAACACGAACUUGGGCCAUUUCCGCUCUGAGCUUGUUCCUCUGAGUGAAUCUUUGUACCAGAAGAGGACGGACUACGCCUCUGCGGAGAAGACGGUCGAGGCGAAGAUCUUCGAGACCCUCGUCCAGCAGACGUGGUCCAUUCUUCCGGGGUACUGCGAGCUGCCCUUGGAUCUGGUGGAGAGCUUUGACCAGUCCUUUGCUGAGCUCCUCUCCAACGUUCUCUAUAAACAGACGGAUCUCCGUGUGGAGAUCUGCAAGGCCCUGCAGAACUUGGUGGAUUCGAACCAGGCCAUCUUGUCGGUGGAGUCAGAAGGUGACGACCUGAUCCUUCAGCGGAGAAUCACCAAGAAGGCGGCCAAGAAGAACCUCGCCCACCUUUCCUCGUUCGCGAGUAACUUGCUUGCGGUGUUGUUCAACGUAUACAGCCAGACGUUGCCCCACUACCGAGGCUACAUCCUCCAGUGUAUCAACUCUUACCUGAGCAUCACCCCGGAGAAGGAACUGAACGAAACAUUCACCCGCGUUACUUCUAUGCUCGAGUCGUCCGUGGCCUCCGAGCAGGAGACCGCAAGCAAGCAAGGUGGCCACCAGCAGGGUGGAUCCGGCAACAAGAUGCCGCCGACUUCUCACACUCUCAUUGACUUGGUUAUUGCCAUGUCGAUCUACCUCCCUCGGACGAGCUUUGCGAGCCUCUUCGCUAUGGCCGCGAACAUCCUGAACGGCAUCACCGGCGACCAGCAGCUGAUCAAGAAGGCCUACAAGCUAAUCCCCCGCCUGGCUUCGACAGAAACCGGGGCCGAGGCCCUGGUGGAACGGAGCUCGGAGCUCCAGACUCUUAUCCUGUCGACUGCAGACAAGACCCCGGCAUCUGCGCGCCGAGACCGCAUGCUCGCCAUCGACGAACUGGUCACAUACCUUCCCACCUCUGACUUGCAUUUCAUUCCCUCCAUCCUCUCCGAGGUGGUCCUCGGAUGCAAGGAGAGUAACGAGAAGGCCCGGACCGCCUCUUUCGACCUUCUCGUCCACCUCGCGAAGAGGACGGCCGAUGAGGAGCGCAACCCCGCCGGCACCAAGAUCCGCAACUCGCUGGUGCCCCAUAUGCCCGAUGACGCCCCGGAUGCCCCGGCCACCAUCGACGAGUUCUUCACCAUGGUCUCGGCCGGUCUGGCGGGUAGCUCACCCCACAUGGUCGCCGCGUCGGUGACGGCGCUGUCGCGACUGUUCUUCGACUUCCACAAGCAGCUCCAACCCAAUGUGCAAUCCGACCUUGUGCAGACCGUAGAGUUGUUCCUCACUAGCAACAACCGCGAAAUCGUCCGCUCUGUCCUCGGCUUCGCCAAGGUGGCCGUCGUCGUCCUGCCGGACGAUCUUCUCCGCCCCCGCCUGGCCACUAUGGUUCCCAACCUCAUGGUCUGGAGCAAGGAGCACAAGGGCCGCCUGCGCAGCAAGGUCAAGGGUAUCCUGGACCGACUGAUGCGUCGCUUCGGCGCCGCCGCCAUCGAAGAGGUCGUCGGCGACGAGGACCGCAAACUGGUCACCAACAUCCGCAAGCUGCGCGAACGCCGCAAGAAGAAGAAGGCCGGCGAGAACGACGAAGACGAGGACGAAGACAACGCCAAGAACAAGACUGCCGCCGCCCCCAGCGACGGCAAGGCCUUCUCCAACGCCUUCGACAAAGCCGUCUACGACGACUCCGACCUCUCGGGCUCCGACCUGGGCUCCGACGACGACGCCAGCGAGAUCGAGAUCGACGCAGAGGGCACCAUGCGCGCCAACAAAGGCGCCAACGCCGCAGGCCGCGGCAAGCCCGGCAAGAAGCCCAGACAGCAGAGCGGAAACGAGCAGUACAUCCGCGAGAUGUCGCCCGAGGACAACCCGCUCGAUCUGCUGGCCCCCGACGCCCUGGCGCACAUCUCCACGACGAAGCCCAGCGUGCGCUUCCUCAACACGGGCCCCGGCUCGCGCCGCAAGCACGCCGCCAAGUACGGCCCCGACGGCCGUCUUCUCCUGGGCGACGACGACGCAGACGCAGGCGCAGCCGGCCUGGACGGCGAGGCUGGCGCCGGCGAAAGCGGCAUCAAUGCCUACGUCGCGGCUGUUAGCGGCCCCGACGCCGUGCGCCGCGGCCAGCGUGGAAAGUACAAGAUGGGCCAGUCCCAGCAGAAGAGGAACGCCGGCGGUGACGACAUGGACAUUGACGAUGGCGGCAACGACGCCGAUGCCAGGAAGAGGCCCUCCGAUGGUGGCCGCCGCGGACUGGGUGCGCCUAAGGUCCACGGAGCGAGCAGUAGCAACAGCCGGAUCCAGAAGCGACGGAAUCCCAGAGGUCGCGGUGGGGGUUUCCGUGGACAGAGGGGGAGAAGGUAAACUUGAUGACCGAAAAACGGGUUUCUUCUGUGUUCGAAUCCAUAUUUCCAUAUGAUUGUCAGAUCAGACGGAUCAAAUCGCCAUCAGAGUCUACUGGAAGAGUGGAAGGUACCGUACGGACGGUAUUGUAUUGAAUGGAAUGGAAUGAAAUGAAAUGA
This is a messenger RNA of Aspergillus candidus, 4085 nucleotides long. Its product is annotated as mRNA-binding protein RRP12. Lineage: Eukaryota; Fungi; Ascomycota; Eurotiomycetes; Eurotiales; Aspergillaceae. The transcript is spliced from 3 exons. Bases 85 to 3927 code for a protein of 1280 amino acids. The record is from RefSeq and is a predicted model, not a curated record.